Dermacentor andersoni is the source of this 3360-nucleotide messenger RNA. RefSeq names its product protein NEDD1-like. NCBI's taxonomy places the organism in Eukaryota, Metazoa, Arthropoda, Arachnida, Ixodida, Ixodidae. The record is from RefSeq and is a predicted model, not a curated record. Gene Ontology annotation, molecular function: gamma-tubulin binding. Gene Ontology annotation, cellular component: ciliary basal body; centrosome; spindle pole. Gene Ontology annotation, biological process: microtubule nucleation; mitotic cell cycle.
UAGGCGCGCGCAUUUUGUGCAUGACCAAGAUUUGCGCGCGGCUGCUCGGUUUGUCAGCCGUUCGACGCUAACGUGGGAGGAGGCUGAACGUGGUACUUAAACCACGGGAGUAUAUGUUUGCUCUACCGCCUUCGGUCUGCCACGAUGUUCGCAACUGCCGGUGAAGACGUCCUGCUUUGGUCCUGCUCGACGCUGCAACCGUGCUUGCGUUUCGACGUUGACAAGUCUCGGACGGUUUCGAGCGUCUCGUGGUCAGCUGACGGGCGGCGACUGGCCUCUAUCUCACAAUUGUGCAAAUUUGUCCACGUUACGGAGUUCUCCAGAAGUAGGCACAGGCAUGUGCAGAUUGAUGUUGAGGGCGCGUGUGUGUGUUCUCAGUUCAGCCACCAGGACUGCCACAGCAUGUGUGUUGGUCUGCUAGACGGCACUGUGCAGCUGCUGAAGAAUGGCAAGACCUCCUACUCCUACCAGCCACACAAGGAGAAGGUGACGUGCAUUGCAUUCAGCAGCAAUGAUGGCUUUGUGGCGAGCGGGGCAUAUGAUGGCAGCGUGGCCCUGCUGUCGGUGGACAUCAGGAACACCAAGAUGCUCAAUGAACCAACUGGAAGGGCAGUGGUCGGGUUGCAGUGGUCACCACACAGUUGUUUCAAGCUAGUGACCACUUCGACAGAUGGCUUCCUCUACAUCUGGGAUACAAGCACGAGGCGCUUGAAGAACCGGUACUGCCUGCAUCCCGAGCGAGGCGCCAGCGGCCUGUCGCUCUCGCCUGUCAAUGAAUCUCUGGUGGUCACGGUCGGUCACGACAGUCGCCUAGUCCUGUUCGACAUGCUCACGGCCAGUGAGCAAGCGUUCGUGCUCACGCCAGAGCCCCUGGAGUCGGUGGCAUUCCUGCCGGAUGGCCAGCGGGUGGUAGGCGGGGCCACGUCGGGGCAGGUUUACCUGUACGACCUGCGGAACACAAGACAGACGCCACCCACUUUUCUUGGCAACCACCACAAGCCCGUCACGGCCAUAGCCACCAUGCACAGUGUACAGGCAGAGCAGCAGAUGAUGGCAUUCGUGAAUGCUAGUGCUGCCAAUGGAAAUGGUGUAUCUGCUGCCAGCAGUGUUCAAUCGCAGCGUGAACUUCCAGUCCGGUUUUCCCUGGGCUCUGAUGCGGAGGCUGCUGGUGAUCUUGUGAUGGCUUCGACACCAAAUGGUGAUGUGCCGACCACCCAGAUUCACCUUGACCCUGGCAAAUCUGGCAAGUUACCAACCAGCCCCAAAGAUGCUGCCAACUUGGCUCUCUCACCUGGUGACGUGUUCCAGGAGGGGGCAGAAUCUCGCAUCCUGGAUGCAUCGUGGGUUUCUGCACAGAACUCGAGCACCAGUCCCCGUCGUCGAUCUUUUCGCCUCAGUGACUUCAUGCCGGUACUGAACGAUUCAUUGCCAAGCUCCGAGACGGGGAACAGCUCUGUGACGAGGUUGUCAGUGCAAUCGGCACGUCAGGAGAAGAGCCAGGCAGCAGCUGCACUUCCAGGGUUGCCCCACGUGAAUGGCACCCAGGGUCCAACGCACAGUGGUCGCCCAACAAACCGGGAUGCUUCUUCGGCAUCGAGCAACUCCGUGCCAUCAAUUCCGGAAGAGCCCUCACAAAACAUACAGGUGGAGGGCUCACCUGGGAUAGACGUCGAGAGGCAGCCCUACGAUCCCACACUGGCCGCUCGCGUGAGCCUUCUGGAAAACAUGCUGGACAACCACACACGGAACACGGAAAGUCUGUUGGCCGAGCAGACGCGCCACAUUGACGCACACCUGCGUCACAUCCACAUCCAGGUGACCCUGAUGGAGCACUCGUUCAUGCGGGACAUACAAGGAAUGCUCCAGCAGGUCUUCGAUGAAGUAGCGGCGCUGCGAGCCGACAUAGCAGAUCUGCGCAAUGACGUUUAGUGGCCUUGUAAAUAGUUUAUUUUUUUACCGUUUAAUGUUUUACUUAUAUUAAAGAUGCAUAUUUAAAGAGUGCGUGUAUGAAAAUGUGUUCGGGGCACAAUUCUAUUGUGCCCCCAAACUAAUGGGCAGCCAAUUUUCGCGGGCCUAAAUAUUCAAAAAUGUACGCACACCUGACUGUUAGGUGCACCUUAAUGGAAACCUGGACCUGAAUGUAGUAUGCCCCCAAUUUGUAAAUGCUCGGAUCACUCGCUUGGGCAAUUUCGCUGGUAGGCAAGAUUCUAGACACAGACCCCGCCCCAAAUUGACGUAGCUAACCAUAUUUGUACGAUUCUAAUGUGCACCCACUUUUCGCUGGCUUUAGUUAAGAAAAAUAAUAGUGCACCUCAGUGUAACGUGCACCCGAAUGUAUUAUGCACUCGAUUUGUAAAAGAAAAAUAUUGAAUGUCCCCACGUUUGCUAUCAGAAUAAACUAGAUGUGCAGAAUUUUCACAGAAGGGACACCUAUGCUAAAAAGAGCUUUAGUAGUGACAGUGGUGCAUCGUCGGCAUUUGCGCUUCAUUGGCUGCAGGUACCAAGUAAACAAGGUAUUCCGCAGCGACUACUUUUUAUAUAUACUACUAACGAUUUCACAAGACUUUACGUGACUCGGCAUAGGACUCAUCGAAAUGUGUAGCCGAGAGCGUUCCUGGCUAUGCGUAGGUGGAAAACUUAGCAUAGCGCCAAAAACGCUGGUUGCCAUAUGCGCCGAUUCAUCCAGUGCAGAGUUGCGCUAAACCUUGCGGAAAUUAUUGUAGUAGAGUAGAAAAUCUGAGAAGCAAGCUUUAGCCAUGCAGUGAUUCUUAUUCCUCAUUCAUAAUUGUCAGGCCCUCAGCCUGGGGCUUUCGUUGACAAUGCAUUGCCCUCGCCACCCAUUCCGCGAGCCACGUGGCCUCCCAUUGUGCCGUGGAUCUGUUGUCUGUACUUUUGAGGUUUAGAUUGUGUGUGCAGGACUACAUGGAGUGAAGUAAACCUCUUGUACAAUCGCAGUGCGGGCAUUGUGGUCAGUGGCACUGUAGCCAGAAAUGUAUUUCAUGGGGCCAGCCACUAUGACUUCAUCUUUCUUAGCAUUGAACAUGAUGAUGGAAAAAACAUUUGAAUUUCCUGUCGUGUCUGUCUGGGGUCGGGAACCAAGAGAACGGUUUUCCCAGAAAUUCUAAACCCUUUGACCUCGCACUCCCUUUGAGAGAUUGCACUUGGAGGGAUGAAUAAUUUGUGGAGAAGAGCUAAAAUUUGCAUUGAGAUGGGCAAUGUGUAUGAAAUAAACAAAAUCAAUAAAAUGCCAAGCAGCUGGGCAAGGCAGCAAACUGAUUUUUGCUAAUGGUCCACAAAAUGGUCCGUCUGUCCAUUUUUGGUGAACGGAAAAAGUAUCUUUUGUCAAAAUCACAACAUCCA